This is a messenger RNA of Acipenser ruthenus (sterlet), 3312 nucleotides long. Its product is annotated as nicotinamide/nicotinic acid mononucleotide adenylyltransferase 2. The transcript has 11 exons. Gene Ontology annotation, molecular function: nicotinamide-nucleotide adenylyltransferase activity; nicotinate-nucleotide adenylyltransferase activity. Gene Ontology annotation, biological process: NAD+ biosynthetic process. Lineage: Eukaryota; Metazoa; Chordata; Actinopteri; Acipenseriformes; Acipenseridae. The record is from RefSeq and is a predicted model, not a curated record. Bases 112 to 1035 code for a protein of 307 amino acids. Gene Ontology annotation, cellular component: Golgi apparatus.
GGUUAGUGCAGCAAUCAGUCUGAGCCUCGCCUUGCUCUUCUGCAGACGCACAGGGCACACAAAUACUGAGGGAUAAAAACGGUGCUUGGAAUAAAGAAACCAAGCCUAAUCAUGACCGAAACCACGAAGACGCACGUUAUCCUGCUAUCCUGUGGCAGUUUUAAUCCCAUCACCAAGGGGCACAUCCAUAUGUUCGAAAAGGCAAGAGAUCACCUUCACAAAACAGGACGAUUUAUUGUGAUUGGGGGAAUCAUCUCGCCAGUUCAUGACUCCUACGGAAAACCGGGCCUGGUCUCCAGCAGACAUCGCCUGAUCAUGUGUCAGCUGGCUGUCCAAUCAUCUGACUGGGUUAGAGUGGACCCUUGGGAAUGCUAUCAGGACACCUGGCAGACGACCUGCAGUGUGCUGGAGCACCACCGCGAUCUCAUGAAAAGAGUGACGGGCUGCAUUCUCUCAAAUGUGAAUUCCCCGUCUACAACUCCAGUGAUUGGACAGCCACAGAACGAGACACGUCCCAUCUACCAGAACACCAACAUUACAGACAACAAGCCCACUGCAAUUAAGCUUUUGGGAAAGGUGAGUGAGAGUCUAGGAAAGAUCUGCUGUGUACGCCCCCACAUUGAUCGCUUCACUUUUGUGGAUGAGAAUGCAAACCUGGGAACAGCAAUGAGAUACGAGGAGAUUGAGCUGCGCAUCCUUCUGCUGUGUGGCAGUGACCUACUUGAGUCCUUCUGCAUUCCCGGCCUCUGGAAAGAGAGUGACAUGGAGGUGAUCGUAGGGGAUUUUGGGAUUGUGGUGGUACCCCGUGACAAUGCGGACACAGAAAGAAUCAUGAACCAUUCCUCAGUCCUUCGCAAGUACAAGGAUAACAUCAUUGUUGUUAAAGAUGAAAUGAAUCAUCCCAUGUCUAUUGUCAGUUCUACCAAGAGCAGACUGGCCUUGCAACACGGAGACGGGCAUGUGGUGGACUACCUGAGCCAGCCAGUCAUCGACUACAUCCUGCAGAGUCAGCUGUACAUCAACACCUCCGGAUAGAGCCCUCCAUUCUCUACUUUCCUGCUUGGGGGUGGCUUCAGUUUCUCUCUCUCUCUCUCUCUCUCUCUCUCUCUCUCUCUCUCUCUCUCUCUCUCUCUCUCUCUCUCUCUCUCUCUCUCUCCCUCGCUCUGUGUAAAACUUAUAUUCCUCCUGCUCUGCUGCUUUCCAUGUACAGGAGCCUUCAGUGUCUCUGUCUCUCCUAACUGUAACAUAGCAACAGGGCCUCCCAGGGGUACUGUGCUGAAUGAGAUGGCACAGAAUACAUGGAUCCGCCCUUGACUAGACUCUUCUUCUUCUGUGCACACAAGGGGCUGCUGGGAGGAGGGCGUGGAAGGAGGGUGCAAGGAAUAUUCUCCAACGAUAAGCUGUUGGCAUUUGCUGUACAUUUAAUACUGUUCUUCUAAUGCAUGUGUUAAUGUGUUUUAUUAUUUAUUUUUGGCAUGAUUGCUUUUAUUGCAAAGUAGAUUUAUAGUCUGUGGUAAACAUAUUAGCAAAUAACGACCAGGAGGCAAUGAGGCGAUUAAAAUGACAAGAACUGUCUCCUGUUGAUUAGUCCAUUCUCUAUCCACCAUUAUUGAUUCUCAAUAAUCAAGGUUUAUACAGUACAGGGAGCUUGUGAAGCAAACAGGAAGUAAAAAAAAAAUUGAAAAGAGCGAUGUUGAUAAAUUGAAAGAAUCACUGGUGGACCAUUUAAAAUGGCAGGUUUAAUGGUCUGAAACAAUGUCAUUAAAAAAAAGUCUUUAAUACAAAACUGAAAUGAUUUAUUUGGGAUUGCAUGGCAGAUUUACAGCAAUCAUUUUCCUAGAGAGAUUUUACAAUUUGAUGGAAGGUGACUUCACUAAUUUGUAAAUAUUUAACCGGGUGUUCGUUGGCUUACUCUGUGUAUGUCAAGGGCUAAUCUGCAGUUACCUGCUGCCAAAUCCUGGUGCUUUGGGUUUCAAGUCAGUCAAAAAAUGGACACCUAUUCCCAGCAACUGGUGAUGCCAAGCGCAUCAGUUAUCAGAUAAAUUGAUCUUUUUAGUAGCAUCAGAAAUAGACUUCCAUAUAAAUCAUGUGCUCACCAAGUGUCACAGACAAAGCCAAAAUUGUUUUAAAAAAUACAUUAAAUAUAUGGCCUACAUUUUUUUUUUUUUUUUUUUUUUUUUUUUUUUUUAAGAUCAUGAAACUGACAAGAACAUUACUAUCCUAAUAAAAAGCACACUCCAGAAACGGCCAAUUUAAGGAGGCCAUGUUUAAAAAUAGGACUGACAAGCAGGCUGUCUCUCUUGAAAAAUAAUAACAUGAGCUCCUUCAGCUCAUGCUUGUUCAGGAACUGCACUGUAAGGAGCUCACAGCCUGGUCCAGACAUACAGUAGAUACACUCUCUGGAGGACCGUCCCGUUCAUGGAAGAAAGCUAACCAAUCAGAGUAUUCCUUGCCCCUUCGCACUCCACUACCCUCCACAAUCUUGCUCUUGGACUCUUGCCACAUUAACAUUUGCUACUGGGAGUGACUUGAAAUCAGUCUUAUUAAUUUCCAUCAGCAGCAGAUUGAGUUCAAACCAUGGCAUGUGUAACCCUGUAGAGCCCCUGGGAUCUUUUUAAUAAUAAUAAUAAAAAAAAAAAAACAUUUGAACAAUCACUACCCAGCUUAUCCACUACUCUGCAUUUAGCUCCAACUUGAGUCAUGAUGUGAUCUAGGCUUUUUUUCUGGUCGCAGGUCCAGUUUAAAGAUAGCAGCAUGCUUAUUAGAAAACAACCAGCUUAGUGCUUUUAUGUCUCUGGGUGUAUCUGUUUUCUAUAUUAUGUAUGUUAUAAAUAUGGACUGUUUGAUAAAGAAUAAUAAUUGACAUAAGAUUGUACAGCAGGGAUAUUUUACUUGGUGUAAGACAUUAAAAGAGCAUUGCAGUCUGCAGAUUGGAUUACAUAACUGACAAACAAGUCAAAACAAAUACCAGGUAAGAUAUCUCUGAGAAUAUCAUAUUGGCUGAAGCGAAGGAAAUGCUAAACCCCACAAAAAAGCUUUUAAUUAAUAGUGACAUUUAAAGGAAAAACAACUAAACAAGUACUGUAUAAAUCUAUUUAAACUGCAGAUUGGAUUACUCCUUCAGCCCAGUAUUACACUAUAAUCAAGGGCAAUGUGGUUUUUGGAUGUUUUUCAAAGUGUAACUUCAUUAGAUUAUUUUUCUUUGUUUGUAUCGGUACAUUGUAUAAUAAGGCUAGUAUUAAAAUUAUUGACUGCUAUUUGUUUUAGAGUGAUUCUUCCAUUUAGAUUAAUAAAAGUUAAAAAUACCUGCCA